This is a messenger RNA of Periconia digitata, 1349 nucleotides long. The record is from the annotation of a GenBank genome assembly. Lineage: Eukaryota; Fungi; Ascomycota; Dothideomycetes; Pleosporales; Periconiaceae.
UCCCACCAAGUUCUCCUCGUUUUCCCUUUGCAGACGCUUCACACAUGCAAUAUCCUCAAACUUCGGACGAGAUGAUGCUAAAAUCCGAGCCUAACUAUCAGGUGCUGUCGCAGACACUUGACGGACCAAAUCUACGGGUCCGACGAUACCAAAAAAGAAAGUCGCAUGCCAAAACGAGAUCCGGGUGUCUGUUCUGCAAGGCCAAGAAAGUUAAGUGUGACGAGGGCCGCCCAAUUUGCGAAAGAUGUAAACGGAACGGUCGACAGUGCUCGUACAAUGUCGCCAUGUCGCGUGCAUUACCACAAGAGCCACCCUCACAUCUUGGACUAAUAUCAUCCUUGAGCGCUGUCACCAUAUCAACAGGUUCGCCACGGCAUUAUGGCAUGAAGGGUACAUCGAACUUGGAACUUAUACAGCAUCUGCUUGCUCAUUGGACCACUAUUUUUCACAUUCCUUGCGAUACGCGGUUACUAUCAAUGUCUCAAUCAAAUCCUUUGGUGGAAAGUACCAUGCUAGCGAUUGCAGCAUGCCAUCUUCGCCACGUCGCACCGAAUGUGACACAAUACCAAUUCGCCGAAUUCUUCUACCAAACUCAAGUUGUCAGCGGCAUCCGAGGACUGCUGAACCGUCCUGUGACUAGUUUUGUCCAAUCAGAUGCUGACGGGUUGUUGUUGUGUGCGACGCUGUUGAAUAUAAUCACCUUUGCGCUGCCGAGGUCUCGAGAAACAAACAAGGCAAAGUCAAGUGUAUCAUGGGUCCUGGAGUCGAACAAUGACGGCCGAGCUUGGCUGGAUCUGCAAGUGGCUUUACGGCCACUUCUUUUGCACAUGCCAGCAUUUCUCGAAGAUACUAUCAAUUUUCUUGCUCCGAUCUUCUUUGGCGGAGAAAAACAUACUUGGGAGUUCCAAAAAAUGUCUGAGGCUGCAAAUGCGAUACCACCGAACUGGGCCAAGUUCUUUGAGUUGAACUACCUGUAUAUGAAGGAUUCGAGCAAGAGCAAUGGAAGAGGGAAAGUCUUCGAGAAGCCAGUUACUAUGUUGAUACAGCUGCGAGAUCUCGACCCCGUGGCGUUCAACAUAUACAAGAGUAUUCAGUUCCUGGCAAAAAUCCAGCAAGCGUUCCGUUAUCUGCUACUAGAAAGAGAUAGCAAAGCGCUUUGGUUACUGGGAUAUUGGUUCGGGCUUUUAUGUCGCUUUGGUGAUAUAUGGUGGAGUGAGCAACGUUCAAAGAGGGAUCAUCAUGCCGUUUGUGUGUUGCUACGACAGCGUCGCCACGGAGAGGAACCGGGCGAAGAAGGCAUACUGUGGGCAGAGAUGAUGUUAGAGCUCGAGAUGGUCACGACCCAGUAG